UGCAUGACUAUAAAAUGCUAUGUUUGGAACACAUUCAUGCAGCACUUCGAAGUGAAGACUUCUCGCUGUUACUUAAUUUUUUUUAAACAACUUAUGAGUUGUUUUUAAUAAAGCAAAACCAUUCCCAAUGCUGAUGCGUUAAACUUCUUUUUAAACAAGUCUCUGAGUAUUUUAUUAUUAGUAACCUAUUAUCUGAACUUGAAGAAAACUUCUGUCGAAGACCCAUAGCAGCACGGACCUGGCUGAGUGAGCACGGACGGAACUGUGGGGGGGAUUCCUAAACUUUUGACUGCACCUUCACCAAUACAAGAGGAACAACCAUGAGCAACCUUUUCUACGGCUGGAACAACGGCACGAUUGACAACUGUACCGAUGUGGACGAUCUGAUGAAGCGCUACUAUCUGCCCGUGUUUUACGGUGCGAUCUUCAUCGUAGGCGUGGUGGGCAACAUCACCGCUCUGCUGGUCUAUGUGGUUAAAGUCCGUCCCUGGAAGAGCAGCACCAUCAUCAUGGUGAACCUUGUCGUCACCGACCUCCUCUUCAUGAUCCCCUUGCCCUUUCUGACCUACUACUACAGCCAAAACGACUCGUGGACGCUGGGCAUCACUAUGUGUCGCUUCACACGCUUCAUCUUCCACUUCAACCUCUACGGCAGCAUCCUCUUCCUCACCUGUCUGGCCAUCUUUCGCUACGUGGCAAUCGUGCAUCCAAUGCAUGCACACAGUAUCAAGAAGAAGCGCUGGGGAACGCUGGCAUGCAUCCUGGGCUGGACUGUGGCGGUCGCAGAAAUAAGUCCGAUUUUUAACCAAAUUGAAAUAAAGGAGCAGGACAACAAAACCUACUGCCUGGAUCUUGCAAGCAACAACCCAGAAUUCAUGUGGCCUUACAGUUGGGUGCUGACCGUGCUUGGAUAUCUGGUUCCUCUAGUCGUGGUCUGUCUUUGCUAUUGGCGCAUCAUGAAGGAGCUAAAGCAGGGUCCUCAUAAAGAAAGCAAGAAACGGGUUCGAGCGAGGCGGCUCAUUGUGUUGAUUCUGACGUGCUUCAUUGUGUGCUUUUUCCCUUUUCAUGCGCUACGGGCUUGGAGGAUCUACACGAGACUCACUCCAGAAAACAACUGCAUGCUGGACCGCUGGGCUCAUGCAGCCUAUAUCAUCUCGAGGCCGAUUGCUGCAGUCAACAUCAUUAUCAACCUGCCACUCUAUACGUUAUCAGGGGAUUGUUUUAAGCAGGCCUUUGUGGAAAUGUUCAGAUUUGAUCGGCUCAUGUCGAAAACUAAAGAGAUUGUUGAAGUGGCUGUGAUCAGCAAACACACAACUAAGAUCAUGCAUGACCAAAGCAGCUGAGACUCAUGAUGGUGUUUGAAAUGUACAGUAAACGAUGAGCCAAAGUCAAAGGCUCUGUGAAACAGCCGACAUAUGAAGGAGUACUCCACCAUAAAAUGACUUUCUGUCAUCAUUGACUCAAGUUGUUCCAGAUCUGUAUGACUGAAUGCAAAAAGAAGAUAUUCUGGAGAAGCAACAUUGGACCCUAUUCACUUGUUAUUGUUAACUAAUAUUAAAAAUUAAAUUAAAAAAUCCCUUUUGUUUAUUAAAAUAAAGCUGAAAUGAAUACAUAAUUAUUGGAUGAUAAUUUAAACUUGAUAAGGUUUUUAAAAUGACUAAAUAGAUAUUUUAUAUAAAAAAAAAUGAAAAAUACAAUGAAAGCUAGAUGGAAAUAUGAAAUAUGAUCAUAUUACUUCUUGUUGCAAGAAGAUGCAAAUGCAUAUGUUGCAAUGCUUUUUCCAUUAUUUACGCACCAGACCUACCUAAAAGCUGUUUAAGUGUUUUAAUAUUAUAUCAGUAUGCUCAGCCUCAAGGGGCUUUAUACAGUGUGUUUUAUUGGUGUGUUGAGGUCAUGGGUUCGAUUCCCGAGAAUGUAUGAAUGAAUUAAAUGUACAUAUUGAAUGCAAUGUAAGUCGCUUGGAAUAAAAUGUCUGCCAAAUGCAUAAACAUAAAUGUGACCAUGGAGUCUGGAGCAUAAAAACAACUCAUUCAAAUCUUUGAAUUGAGAUUUAUACAUCAUCUGCUGAAUAAAUAAUCUUUCCAUUGAUGUAUAGUUUGUUAGGAUCUGACAAUAUUUGGCAGAGAUAAAACUAUUUGAAAAUCUGGAAUCUGAGGCUGAAAAAAUCGAUAUAUGGAGAAAAUCACCUUUAAAGUUGUCCAAAUGAAGUUCUUAUCAAUGCAGAUCACUAAUCAAAAAUUAAGUUUUGAUAUAUUUACAGUAGAAAAUUGACCAAAUAUCUUCAUGGAACAUGAUCUUUACUUAAUAUUUUAAUGAUUUUUGGCAUGAAAGAAAAGUUAAUAAUUUUGACCCAUACAAUAUAUUGUUGUCCAUUGCUACAAAUAUACCUGUGCUACUUAUGACUGCUUUUGUGCUCCAGGGUCACAAAUGUGCCAAUUCAGAACAAACAACUAUAGUCAAAAAUAAAUAGCCCUUUCAUUGCAGUUGUACAUGUAAUGGUCUCUGUGUUUGUGGCAGUCUUGACUUGAUGAUGGUGUUAUGUUCCUUUGUCAUACAAGAUUGACAGCAAUAAAAGUCACUUAAAUUA
Messenger RNA from Carassius carassius (crucian carp), 2587 nucleotides. RefSeq names its product 2-oxoglutarate receptor 1-like. Gene Ontology annotation, biological process: G protein-coupled receptor signaling pathway. Gene Ontology annotation, molecular function: G protein-coupled receptor activity. Lineage: Eukaryota; Metazoa; Chordata; Actinopteri; Cypriniformes; Cyprinidae. Gene Ontology annotation, cellular component: plasma membrane. The coding region runs from base 321 to 1343 and encodes 340 amino acids. The record is from RefSeq and is a predicted model, not a curated record. The transcript is spliced from 2 exons.